Molecule: messenger RNA, 2021 nt
Organism: Plodia interpunctella (Indianmeal moth)
Lineage: Eukaryota; Metazoa; Arthropoda; Insecta; Lepidoptera; Pyralidae
Exons: 13
Coding region: 156-1715 (519 amino acids)
Cellular component (GO): axonemal microtubule; sperm flagellum; centriole
Molecular function (GO): microtubule binding
Source: RefSeq, a predicted model, not a curated record
AAAAACAAACAAUUAUACAGGCCUGUCACUUUCUAUAUCAAAUAUUAUUUUAAUGAUGUUUAUAUAAAUUAUUUUCAGUUAAUUUUCAUAUUUAGUUUUUAGUUUCUAUUUUUAUACAGUGUUAUUAAAAUAUCUUUAGGUGUAACUGCUAAAUUAUGCCUGAGUGCGUGCCAUGCCCCGCGGCGGCGCCGUGUGCUCAGUCCGCCGGCAUCAAAUCAGGUCUCCGCGACGGGAAGCCCAUCGACGGGAAGCAGGAGCAACCCUGUCCCUGCAGGUCCUGCUGCUGUGGGAAGCCUCCUAUCGUGAAGCCAUGCUACAAACAACCCAAAAUCCCCGAUUCGUAUGCGCCACGCCGCUGCUACAUGAAGCCCACGGCUCGUGUAGAGACGGGCACUACUUAUAAUAUGUCGUACCUUCCAGUGGAGGGAUGCAAGAACCUAAGGGGGGAGGCUCGGAAGCCGGCCCCCAAUCUGGUGCCUAGUUGCGAGCCCAUGGAGUCUUGCACCGUGCAUAAGCUCUCGUUCCUGCCAAACACGGUAUGCACGACGCAGCCGAUCCGUCCGUGCAAUCACGACAUGUGGGGCCAGGGCCCCAUGCAGAACCUCACCACGCAGAGACACGACUACGUGCCCAAGCCGUGUAUCCUCCGCGAGAGUUUUAAGCCGCAAACGAAAUUUCACUGCGUGGAGACUCCGUUUGAGAAUCGCACAGUCAACAAGCUGUCAUACCUGCCGCCGGAGAGGAUCGAGCCGACGAAGUCCUACGCUCCCGAGCGGUGCUAUGAAAAGCCUGCUGCCAAAAUGGACGGCACCACCACACACAAGAUGAGCUACAUGCCCAAUCAGAUUCUGCCGAAGCAGCCGAUCCCCUGGGCGUGCAAAGGUCAAUACCAGAAGCCUUGCCAGAAAUUGGACGCCAACACUACUUACACCAUGAGUUUUCUGGACGCGGGCAGCGACUGCCGGCGCCGCGCCAUCAUCCCCGAUUCGUGUAACAAUCCUGUGACUGCUUCGAAGAGAUUUGAAACUCAGACCGUCUAUAAGGGCAGCUACCUGCCUGCGACUGCGCCGAUCCCGCAAGCUGUCAAGCCGCAGCCUAACCUCGUGCCGUCCACUGCACAGAUGGAGGGAGACACUGUUCACAAGCUUUCGUUCCUGCCAAACCCCGUGUGCGCGACGCAGCCGAUCCGUCCGUGCAACCACGACAUGUGGGGCCAGGGCCCCAUGCAGAACCUCACCACGCAGAGACACGACUACGUGCCCAAGCCUUGCGCCCUUCGCGAGAGCUUCAAGCCGCAAUCCAAAUUCCAUUGCGUGGAGACUCCGUUUGAGAAUCGCACAGUUAACAGAAUGUCCUACAUAAACCCCGGACGCCAAGCGCUGCCGGAGUCCUACGCUCCCAGUAGAUGCUACGAGAAACCAGCAGCAAAAAUGGACUGUGCUACAACGCAAAAGAUGUCAUACCAGCCGGUGUGCGCGCCCGCGCCGCAGCGUCCGCCCUGGGCCUGCAAGGGACAGUACCAGAAGCCCUGCCAGAGACUGGAAGGCACCACGGUGUACCGCUCGUCAUUCCUGCCCCCCGGCGAAGACUGCACGGAGUACAUGGAUCCCUGCUCUUACGGAGACUGCAAACCGUGUGACUGCAUCUGCCCAGCCGAAUGCAUUGCGACAGACCCGUGCGCCUGCACCUUCCCGAAGGCGGAGUGUUGCAGCUAGCGGCCAUUUUGUAACGGCUCCAAAUUCAAAAGUGAAGAUGUCAAGAUGGCGUCUUGUAAAUUUUUGGAAUGCGUUCCUGUAAACUGGAUUUGAAAUUCCAGUCUACUGCCCUAGAGAGGCGGUUAUUUUAUUUGAAUUUUGUAUUUUUUUUUAUCGUGACGUAUUGAUAGAAAUCGACUGCCUAUUAUAGAAUAUGCUAGCUAGAAUAUUUUAUGUAUUGCUGUAAAAGUGUACAUAUAAUGUUAGCUUUACUUGUGUGUGAAAUUAUGUUUUCGAGUCAGUUUAAUACAUAUUUUAAUAAGGAAA